AGCCCCGAGGGGGAGAUGACGAGGGGCGGUGCCCACCGGGGCCGGCAGCCGGUGCCCGGGGCGGGCUGGGGGUGGAAGCCGCCCGGCCCUGCCCGGCGCUGGGGCCGUUUCCUUUUCGCGCCGGCUGCCCGGCUUUUAAAGGCGGUGCGCCCGCUCCCGGCCCUAGAGCGCCGCCGGGCUUCUGAGCUGCGGUCCGUCCGGAGGCCACUCCAACCCGACCCAACCCAGUUCGGCUGCCGCGGAGCCCCCGUGCCCACGGGGCGGCAGCGGCUGUGCCUGGGGACCUCCCCAUGGGUGUCAGUCGGAGACAGCGUGGCGGGGCACUGCCCUAGGCUGCCCGGCGCCGGCCACAGCAUGCCGGCAGCGCUGCGCCUGCUGCUCCUGUGGUGCCUGUGCAGUUUCUGCCGCGGGUACUUUGAGGGUCCGCUGUACCCCGAGAUGUCCAAUGGGACUCUGCACCACUACUUCGUCCCCGAUGGGGACUACGAGGAGAACGACGACCCCGAGCGGUGCCAGUUGCUGUUCAGGGUGAGCGAGCAGCGGCGGUGUGGCACAGCGGCGGCGGCUGGCGGCGGGCUCAGCCUGCGGGAGGAGCUGACGGUGCUGGGCCGGCAGGUGGAGGACGCGGGCCGGGUGCUGGAGGGCAUCGGCAAGAGCAUCUCCUACGACCUGGACGGUGAGGAGAGCUACAGCACCUACCUGCGCCGAGAAUCCGCUCAGAUCAGCGACGCCUACUCUAGCUCAGACCGGUCGCUGAGCGAGCUGGAGGGCAAGUUCCGUCAGGGCCAGGAGCAGGGGGCUCGGGAGGAGGCUCGCCUGGGCGACAGCUUCCUGGGGCUGCUGCUGCACGCCCGCGCCCUGCUCCGGGAGACCCGACACAUCUCCAGCGGGCUGCGGGACAAGCACGACCUCCUCGCCCUCACCGUCCGCAGCCACGGCGCACGCCUCAGCCGCCUCAAGAACGACUAUCUCCGCGCCUGAGGCGGACGCCCAGCCGGCCUCCAGCCUCCCGCACCGGGCUCUGCCCGGCAGGAGCACCGCCGGGCCCGGAAAAAGAACUUAUUUAUUAUGUUUGACUCCCUAAACAAAUCUCGCUUUCCUAUAAGCCAGGAGGGUAGAGGUAUGUUUAAGUUAAUAUCCCGUAUUUAAAAAUAUCGCCUUGUGUUAUGUCCUUCAUCUUUGGUUACAAAGCAAAGUGAGCUUUUUCGUCUCCAAUUCCCCGCCGUUGGUUUAUGUAUCGCCUGUUCUACUGCAGCUCACCUGCUGCAAACGUGGAUAAGGCGAGGUGCUUGCCUGCCGCUCCCAAACUCACGUUAAUGAUGUUUAACUUGUUUUUGUACUCUCCUUAGCGGUGAAACCUCUGGCUAUUAAUUUUCUUAAUCUGUUGUAAUGGUAUGUACCCUACACACGUUAAACGUUGUUCUCUUACAUAACUUAAAGCUGUGAUUUCUAUUUGUGUUCUGAAAGAUGGAAACUAUUCUGACAGGAUUUGUACUCUUCCAGGCUUGCUUAUCUGUGACUUUAAGCUAUCACAACCCCAAAAGCCAGCCAAAAAGGCUGAUGUCAGAUCCCAAGAAUGCUGAUGCAUGUCUUUGUAGUAAGAAGGAGCCCUAACAGUGAUUGUAGUUUCAGAUCCCAAAUAUGAGAGCCAGGUUUCUUAGAGCAUGUUUCUAAAGCAGACAAAAAGGUUUUGUCUGUACUAGCACAGUGGCAUAUCUUGUUGGUGCCUUUGUACUUUUGCUAGCUAAGCUAUUAAUAACAUUAUUUCUGUUCCUAGACAAUAGCAAAAGCGCCUAGUGGGUAGGAGGGGGAAGGCUGUUUGGGUUUUUAAUUUGCUAUUUAAUUGUCAAUUUGGGGUAAUAUGGCUACUAGGUUACAGAUACUGCAGGGGGAAUCACUGGGUGAAAAAAAGUUCAUAUGUUGUUUUAAUAAAUAUUUAAAAACCA
Pezoporus flaviventris is the source of this 1946-nucleotide messenger RNA. RefSeq names its product fin bud initiation factor homolog (gene FIBIN). NCBI's taxonomy places the organism in Eukaryota, Metazoa, Chordata, Aves, Psittaciformes, Psittacidae. The transcript has a single exon. Bases 16 to 981 code for a protein of 321 amino acids. The record is from RefSeq and is a predicted model, not a curated record.